UGUGAUAUCAACAGUUGUCGCGUUGGCAGGCGUCGCGACGGACGUCGACGGCCACUCUCAAGCAACGACCAACGUGAUUUAUUUCACCCUUUUUGUCCAUGGUAAACAAUGGUCGAUUGUGGAGCCAACGAUGCUACCAACAGAUUUGUUUGUCCCAAUGAUCGGCAAUUGGCGCUUCGAGCCAAACUCAAAGCGGGAUGGAGUGUCAAAACGGCCACCUUAAACACACACGGAACCACAACAAACCAGCCCUUAGGGCCAGAGGAGCAAGAAGCCAUCGUCAGCGUCAUCAAGCGGGCCGAGGAAAUCGACCUCACUGAACAAGAACGGGUUGGGCGUCUGGUCGAGCGUCUGGAAAACAUGCGUCGCAACGCCCUGGGGCGCAGCCCCUCUCAGUGUCUCCUCUGCGGCGAUGGUUUUGGAAUGUUGGGGGCCCAGAAAGUGCUCUGUAUCGACUGUCGCCGUCUAGUGUGCCAAAAAUGUGCCAUUGAAACGUAUACUAAAGCAGCACGUAACUAUUGGUUGUGUAUGAUUUGUGCCGAAACGCGCGAAAUUUGGAAAAAAUCAGGCGCUUGGUUUUUCAAAAGCAUCCCCAAAUAUAUACUUCCGGCGGAAAAAAACCAAAAUUACAGACACAGUCUGGGGAAAAUUGGUCGAAAUUCGAAGGGGAAUUACCGGGAUGAAGACAGCUCGUCGGAUGAGGAGAGGAAAAUUUGGACGAGGAUACAGAGGAGGAAUUCUAGUACGGAAAGCACUCAUGAUGGCCACGAGUCCGUCCAAGACGUCGCCACGAUGUCGACACACAAGAGACAAUCCAGCGCUAGCGAGUCGCAACAAAGCAAAGAGAUGGAAUCAUUAAAAGGCUUAGGUUCGCUGAAUUUAAGCGAAACGAAGGUUUGGGAUCAGGCUGAGGGAUCCGAGCUAUCCCGGAGGGAAUCCACAGUUAGCAGAUCCUUAUCAGAGUGGAAUUGGAGCGACAGCAGGAGCGAGGAUCGAGUUUCGCCGAGUACUUCAAGUGUGAGCAGCAGCAUAUUUAAAAGCAACCUGGAGGAGCACAAACCCUCCGACCACUCCCUCGGCACCAUCGAGCUCUCCCUCACCUACGACCCCAUCACCUCCACCCUCCAUUGCACCGUCUACCGUGCCAAAAACCUCAUCCCCAUGGACAUCAACGGCCUCUCGGACCCCUUCUGCAAACUGAACAUCCUCCCCAACGCCAAGCCCUCGACCCGCCUCCGCACCAAGACCGUCCACAAAACACGCAAUCCCGAAUUCAACGAAAACCUAACUUUCUACGACAUCUCCGAGAGCGACCUCUCGAAGAAGGCCCUCCACGUCCUGGUGGUGGACGACGAUAAGUUCGGACACGACUACAUGGGCGAGACCAGGAUCGGACUGGCCAAACUCAAACAACAAAACACCAUCUACGUGGCCGCCUCUCUGGAGGAGAUGCGACACGAGCAAAAGGGGCCACUCCCAGCACCCGAAUUGAACCAAUGGUUCGACGAUUUGUGGUCACGUGGACAAAUCCUCCUAUCGCUGUGCUACAGCACCAAGAGGAGGGCGUUGCUGGUGAUGGUGUGCAGGUGUGCCAACUUACUGCCAAUGGACAAUAACGGGUUCUCCGACCCGUUUGUUAAACUGCAAUUACGACCAGAUCCUUGCCACCGCAAGCACAAGACUUCCAUUAAAUGGAAAAAUCUUAACCCGGUUUAUAACGAGGAGUUUGCGUUUGAGACACGUCCCACAGAGUUGGCCACGCAAAGUCUCUAUAUCACAGUCUAUGAUAAGGACUAUGGCAAAAGUAACGAUUAUUUGGGGGGUUUGAUCCUAGGAGGCACCGGAUCGAAGGGACUGAGGUUGAAACAAUGGUUGGAUAUGAUUAGAUAUCCGGAUCAUAGACAUGAAGCCUGGCAUAACUUAACCGAAGAAAUUCUAGAUUGAAUUAUUGGACCAAAUUGUAAUAAAUUUAAUCAAAGCUUUCCACUUGUGGGAAAUUGUAAGAAGAGAAUAAAACAAUUUAAUCGUUA
Molecule: messenger RNA, 2030 nt
Organism: Tribolium castaneum (red flour beetle)
Lineage: Eukaryota; Metazoa; Arthropoda; Insecta; Coleoptera; Tenebrionidae
Gene: Rph
Product: Rabphilin
Exons: 7
Coding region: 109-1944 (611 amino acids)
Biological process (GO): exocytosis; intracellular protein transport; spontaneous neurotransmitter secretion
Cellular component (GO): synaptic vesicle; synapse; membrane
Molecular function (GO): small GTPase binding
Source: RefSeq, a predicted model, not a curated record